Myzus persicae (green peach aphid) is the source of this 624-nucleotide messenger RNA. Its product is annotated as zinc finger MYM-type protein 1-like. The record is from RefSeq and is a predicted model, not a curated record. The coding region runs from base 1 to 624 and encodes 207 amino acids. The transcript has 2 exons. NCBI's taxonomy places the organism in Eukaryota, Metazoa, Arthropoda, Insecta, Hemiptera, Aphididae. Gene Ontology annotation, molecular function: protein dimerization activity.
AUGGCGGACAAAUUGGACAUUAAUUUAGCACCCCCGCGGAAUAUUGGAAUACAGAAGAUCAGAGACAAUUAUGAAGGCGGUUCAGAGGAAUAUUUUCGUCGGUCCAUUUUUCAUCCUUUUUUGGACCACUUAUUAAUGCAGUUAAAAAUAAGAUUUCUUGAACACCGGGAACUAUUGUCAAAAAUUCAAAAUAUUCUUCCAACUAAGUGUUCUGAGCUGAAAACAAAAGAAAUCAGUGAAACGGUAAAUACUUUUGCAAAAGAAUGGCCAAAUGACAUCAAGGGAUCUACUGAUGAUUUUAUAGCUGAGAUGACCAUGUGGCACAGACAUUGUUUAAAUAUGUCAAAGGAUAAACGGCCUAGAACAUUUAUUGAGACUCUCAACUAUUGUAAUUCUGCAUUGUAUCCAUCAAUACACACAUUAUUGCAGAUUGGUGCAACUCUACCCGUUUCUGUGGCAACAAGUGAACAAUCUUUUUCUUGUCUUCGAAGAUUAAAAACAUAUCUGCGCAACAAGACUGGUGAGGAGCGAUUAAAUGGAUUGAUGCUAUUAAACUUAUACAGAGACGUGGAAGUGACUUGCGAAGAGGUCAUUGACAUAAUGGCACAAAACCAAGACGCAUAG